This is a messenger RNA of Bipolaris zeicola 26-R-13, 2115 nucleotides long. RefSeq lists its product as uncharacterized. Gene Ontology annotation, molecular function: protein binding; mRNA binding; tRNA binding. The record is from RefSeq and is a predicted model, not a curated record. The transcript has 3 exons. Gene Ontology annotation, biological process: translational initiation. NCBI's taxonomy places the organism in Eukaryota, Fungi, Ascomycota, Dothideomycetes, Pleosporales, Pleosporaceae. Bases 1 to 2115 code for a protein of 704 amino acids. Gene Ontology annotation, cellular component: cytosolic small ribosomal subunit.
AUGGCUGUUCCCACACAGUUGGCUUACCGUUCCGCCAAGGGCAUCGGGCUCUUCAAUGCUGCUCCAGUCUACGAGCCGCUUCCAGGAUUCGUGCGCCCAGAAGGCAACCUUCGUUGCUGCGCCUACUCGCCAGACAGCAAGUAUUUCGCAUGGGCUACACCUGAUCAGGUCUCUGUAAUUGACGCUUCCGUCGGCCAUAUUGUUACCACACUCCCCACACCGAACGUCUACGAGCUCGGUUUCUCUCCACUGGGCACCUACCUUAUAACAUGGCAGCGGCCCUCCAAGGACGAGGACGGAAAUGCGACAAAGAACCUCCGGGUCUGGAAGACGCUCUCCGACGAAGCCGAAGAUGACGGAUCGCGGGCAGUGAUUGGCGAAUACGUUCAGAAGAACCAGAAUGGCUGGAACCUGCAAUACACAUCCGACGAGAAGUUCUGCGCCCGCGUUGUGACAAACGAGGUGCAGUUCUUCCAAUCGAGUGAUCUGCGUAACCCCUGGAACAAGCUCCGUGUAGAGGGAGUAACGGAAAUGGCCCUGUCGCCCGGUAAGAACCAUUCAGUUGCAGUUUUUGUGCCGGAGCGCAAGGGCAUGCCCGCUGCCGUCAAGGUGUUUGCGGUACCUCAAUUCAGCCAACCUGUAUCGCAAAAGACCUUCUUCAAGGGUGACAAGGUUCAGCUCAAGUGGAAUGACCUUGGUACCAGCCUGAUUGUGCUAGCCCAGACUGAGGUUGACAAGACCAACAAGAGCUACUACGGAGAGACGAAUAUGUAUAUUCUUAGCGCCAACGGCACGUUCGAUUCGCGCAUCCAGUUGGAUAAAGAGGGACCUAUUCAUGAUGUCUCGUGGUCGCCCAACUCGAAGGAGUUUGGUGUUACCUACGGUUACAUGCCUGCAAAGACGACCAUUUUCAACCAGCGGGCAGUUCCCCAGCACAGCUUUGAUUUGGGCCCACGCAACACUAUUCUGUUCAGCCCCCACGGUCGUUUUGUCAUUGUCGCUGGUUUCGGCAAUCUUGCUGGAGACAUGGAUAUUUAUGAUUUGGAGAAGAAUUUCGCCAAGGUGUGCCACGUCAAGACAUCCAACUGCACAUACUGCGAGUGGAGUCCGGACGGCCAGCAUAUCCUCACUGCAACGACUAGCCCGCGUCUGCGAGUUGACAAUGGCAUUCGUAUCUACCAUGUCAGCGGCGGUCUCAUGUACAAUGAGGACAUGACGGAGCUGUAUCAUGUUGUUUGGCGACCUCAGCCGACGUCGAUGUACCCGCUGGCGGACCCCCUGACUGCUGUCCCAACGCCGCACUCGUCAGCGCUGGCGUACCUCAGCACUCAAAAGACACCCUCGAAGCCUGCUGGUGCCUACCGUCCUCCUGGCGCGCGUGGAACAGCUACUCCAUUGCACUUCAAGCGUGAGGACGAGGGAGGUGCAGCCUUCCACAACACUGGCGUUUCAUCGACAAACGUUGGGUUUGCCAAUGGAUUCGGCAAGCCGCGUCGUCGUGAGGUGCCUGGUGCAGACACCGCCGAGUCUCUUCCUCCCGGUGCUGCCCCUGGUGGUGGUGUCAGUCUUACCGGUGCUCAGGAUGGUGACGGAGAGCUUUCCAAGGCCGCUUUGAAGAACAAGAAGAAGCGCGAAGCUAAAAAGGCGCGUGAAGCUGCUGACAAGGCUGCUGGUCUGGGUGUAGACGGUGCCAAUGGUUCUAAUGGAGCCACUGACGGUCGUAGCCCAGAGCGUCGCCAACGCAGCCGCAGCAAGAGCGGAUAUGAGCAACACGGAAGGAGCGCUAGCCAAGCCCGCAAUUAUGGCAACAGCCCCAACCGUCAGGCCAGGCAAGAGGGCAAUCGCCGACAGAACCCCGGUCAACAGGGUGCUGGCCAUGCUCCUCCAAUCAAGACGGAAGGCCAUGCUCCUCCGCCCGACCUCACUGUCACUAGCCCCGGAGACGGCGGCCCUCAGGACAAGAAGAUUCGCGGCUUGCUCAAGAAGAUGCGUGCCAUUGAAGAGCUGAAGAUGAGGCAAGCAGGCGGAGAGAAGCUUGAGGACACUCAGAUCAAGAAAAUUAGUACCGAGGUUCAGAUCAAGAAGGAGCUGGAUGCUCUUGGCUAUUCUGGUUAG